Chenopodium quinoa (quinoa) is the source of this 1152-nucleotide messenger RNA. RefSeq lists its product as uncharacterized. Bases 1 to 1152 code for a protein of 383 amino acids. The transcript has a single exon. Lineage: Eukaryota; Viridiplantae; Streptophyta; Magnoliopsida; Caryophyllales; Amaranthaceae. Gene Ontology annotation, molecular function: zinc ion binding. The record is from RefSeq and is a predicted model, not a curated record.
AUGGAAGCACUCAAACAGUCAAACCCGGGAAUCGUUGUUGUAUGGAAACACAAAGCUCUGGUAGACGAUGUUUAUUACAGCAACAUGGAAGUGUUUGAACGAGUAUUUUGGACCUUCGGCCCUUGUGUUGAAGGUUUUAAACAUUGUAUGUCUGUCAUCUGUAUCGAUGGGACGCAUUUGUACGGGAAAUUUAAAGGAACAUUGUUGGUUGCUACAGGUGUGGAUGCAAACUUCCAAGUAUUUCCGCUUGCAUUUGCGUUAGUCGAAGGGGAAAACAUUUCCAGCUGGUCUUGGUUUCUGGGCUGCAUUCGGGUUCAUGUCACUCAACGGGAUGGCCUCUGUGUUAUAUCUGAUCGACAUGCUGGGAUCAUUGCAGUAAUGAAUGACCCUAACGUUGGAUUCACCGAGCCGCGAGCCUAUCACAGGUUUUAUGUUCGGCACUUGGCUUCUAACUUGAAGACUCACGUGCGAAGAAACGACAUGAGAGAUAUGUUCAAGGUUGCUGCGUACCAAAGGCAGGAAAGAAAACUGGUAGCUGAUAUGAGUUUGAUCGGUCAGGCGUGUACCAAGGCCAUACAAUAUAUUGUCCAAGUGCCCUUGCCUAUGUGGUCUUUGUUUCACGAUGUUGGUCGCAGAUAUGGGAUAUGUACUACGAACUUCUCAGAAACAUUUAACAAUGUGUUGAAGGGUGCUCGAUUUCUACCUAUCAUGUCCCUUGUGGAAUUUACAUUCCACAGAGUCAAUAAGUAUUUCACUGAUAGAAGGGAAUUAUCUCAGACUAGAUCUGAACAGGGACUUGCAUACUCCCCCAAAGUCACAUCCAUUAUGGAGAAAAACAUUGCAAAGGCUAGAUAUCACAAAGUGGAAGCGUAUAACCGUCGACUGCAUAUAUAUCAAGUUGAAACAAAGAGGGGAGAUAGAAUUGGUAGAAAAGGAGGCCAUAGACAUACUGUUAACUUUCAGUUAAGAACGUGCACAUGCAAUAAACCACGGAUCUUCCACCUCCCAUGUUCUCAUGUUCUAGCAGUUUGUGUGAAGUAUUCGAUAUCAGAGCGGCCAUGGGUGGACCGGGUACUGCAAUCAGAGGCCUACGCAAACACAUACGCUCCCCAAUUCAGCCAGGACCGGACGAUAUUAGGGGCGACGGAUUGA